AGGUGCCGUACUGAUCGCCUCGAUGACAAGGCCGUCAGUUACUGUUCGUGCACGAAUGCGACGAAAUACCCGAACCUCUUGGCGGGUUUUCGCUCGGAGCUGCGCUCACGAGACCAGCUCGACAAGGAAACGGAGGUGACGUUUCUACGAAGAGAAGACAGUGAACGUUAACUCGAGACGAUCGGCAAGCAUCGACGGACUUAAGUACGAGAGACACUAAUCAAGAGGCACAGAGAACCUAUCGAGCACCUGAAGCUGCAUUUUAGUCCAACUUUGGCCGCGCUGAUAGGCGGACGAUUCGUAGCUGAAUGAGGCUCAUGGAACCCUUGGGUCUUGCCCCAGAUAUGGUGGAGACGGGCGCAUUGAAAAAAUGGUCCGACUUCCCUGUCCAGCACCGAUUUACUGAUUACUCCAGUUCCAUUGGAGAACCUACGCAUCAUACUAUCAGUCCUUUUCCUUGUCAACCAGCACUUAACAACAAACUUGCACUAUGGGCUGGAGAUAUUUCUGUGUUACAAGUAGAUGCAGUGGUGAAUUCUACCAAUGAAACAAUGGAUGAUAACAGCCCUAUGUGCCAAAGAAUAUUUGCUCGGGCUGGUUCGGCGCUUAAGAUGGAAAUAUUUAAUGAAAUCAAAGAAUGCAAAACAGGUGAGGUAAGAGUAACACAAGCCCAUGGGUUACCUGCACGUUUUAUUAUUCAUACUGUAGGACCAGUAUACAACGUGAAGUACCAAACAGCAGCUCAAAAUACGUUGCACUGCUGCUAUAGAAAUGUUUUACAAAAGGCACGAGAGCUUGGUUUACGCACGAUUGCGCUACCAGUAAUUAAUACUGUACGAAGAAAUUAUCCUCCUGAUGCGGGAGCACAUAUUGCACUUAGAACAAUAAGGAGAUUUCUGGAGCAAUAUGGUGAUUCUGUAACAUGUAUUAUAUUUGUGUUGGAACCGUGUGAUCUUGGAAUAUACGAAGUUCUUCUUCCUCUUUAUUUCCCAAGAAAUUUAGCAGAGCAAGAUAAUGCGUGUUGGCAGUUACCAAACGAUAUAGGUGGGAUGGAUGGUGAACCUUUACUUCCUGAUCGACAAAUUAGAAUCAUCGACAAUCCUCAACAUGCUUUACACGGCGAUGAAAGUAUAGAACUAUCUGCGCAAUUAGAAACAUCCGUUAACAUCGGUGAACACGCGUUUGCACAAAUGCAGGGUGAUUUAGAUAGACAAAGACUCCUCGGGGAAAGGCCACCAGCUGAUCCACUUGCGGAUAUCAUGCUGAAGCAAAUGCAACAAAAAGAAAGAUACGAGAGGCUCCUCAGGAGAGCGAAAACGGAGGAUCUGUCGGAAGUUUCAGGAAUUGGCUGCCUCUAUCAAAGUGGUGUCGAUCGUCAGGGUCGACCGGUCGUCGUGUUCGUCGGCAAAUGGUUCCCUGCCACUAAAGUCAACCUAGACAAGGCACUUCUAUACCUGAUACAAUUGUUGGAUCCAAUUGUUAAAGGCGACUAUGUUAUCGCUUAUUUCCACACGUUAACAACUAGCAACAACUAUCCCAGUCUACAUUGGUUGCGCGAAGUGUACAACGUGCUUCCUUACAAGUAUAAGAAGAACCUGAAACACUUCUACAUUAUCCAUCCGACUUUCUGGACUAAGAUGGUGACGUGGUGGUUCACGACGUUCAUGGCUCCAGCCAUCAAACAGAAGGUUCACAAUUUACCUGGAGUAGAGUAUCUUUAUGACGUGAUGUCUCCCGAGCAAUUGGAGAUUCCUGCAUAUAUCACGGAAUACGACAUGACGAUAAACGGCAUGAGGUACUACCAGCCGGAUCCAAUCUCGUCAUCACCUUCGACGUCCACGUAACUCUCCGACCCGGCCUCCCAGCCAGCGAAGCACUGGACAGAACGAAGCUGUCGGAUCGACCGUUCCGCUCGAUAGUAUGGUGUCCGUAAUGACACGCGCGUGUUCCCUCGUGUACCGACCACCGUAUAUCGCUUCCACCAGUUCGGCACGAUCACGUUCUAAGGAAAUCUGCCAAAGGAGGCGAGUUGCUGAUCGAUCAGAGACAGUCGGUUCCUCAAAAGCGGCAAAAGUGCCUGGUGAUGGACGGGAAACGUCGAAGACUUUGGAAGAUGAAGAAUGGUCGGUGCUUCGCACGACAGUUAUUUCCCGAUUGAUCGCUGAAGAAUCAAGAAACCACUGCCCAUCUGUCUGUUUCUCGCUACGAGUCGCAUGCUCUUUGCUGGAGGAAAAGAGAUUUCUUCCGGCUCUUUAGGUUUCCUAUGAAGAACGUUUGGCCGUACAUUGACCGAUGCUGGACUAUAUCGAAAAAAUUAAACACUCGAGAAACACCAUGAAAUCAAUGAAAUCGAAGAUCGAGGGAGAAUCAGGAAAUUGCUAUUCGCGUGCUGCGCGGAUAUCGGCUGCCAAAACACCAAUAAUCAGUAUUCUCGUCGUCGUUGUUACGAUGGAACGUGGGAUCUUGUUGUUCUUAUAAAUAGGUAGCUAUUGUACGGUUUUAGAAUCAGAAAAGGAGCAUUAUUGGUGGAUAUAUGAGGAAAAGGGCGUCGACGACGAACCAUAGAAUUAAAUGACGGCUUAAUAUGAAAACUGUCGAUCGCUUUUUUGUUAUUUUCUUAUCCGUCGUUGUACAGCAAAAAGUGUCUAUUCGAUUAUUGUACAUCGUAUUUUAUUAUGUCACGUCGUUGGUGAAUGAGUCGCGGGUCGCUGGCACGCGGUAUUUUCGAUAUAUGUAGAAAAAGAAAAUCAUGAAGAGAAUGGUAUAUAACAUUGCAACUUCUCGGCUGACAGGAUGUAAAGAACGGCAGGUUCUUCCCGUGGCGCUACGGCUUCGGUUCUUUAGCGUGGAUCGUUUAAUCCAACGUGUAGGACUGAUUAACGUUAAGUGCUCGUUCAGUACGUACUUCGGGUUUGUCCACGAUGGGUCAAUUUAGUGUCGUCUUAAGAUCGUUCAUUUCCAUAUUGUAAUCUUCUAAUGAAAUGAAACGAACCCCAAUGACGCCUAGUCGAUUCAUAUUCGACGUGAAUGAGAAUGCCAGAAAAAUUCAAUGGCUGAGCGCCGAGGUCGUACUCGCGGUUCAAUUCUAGAUUAGAUGAAGCAAUAAACUCUAAAAGCUUUCUCGCGAUCUAUAUACAUAUGUACAGCGUGUUCAGUUCAAAUAUAAACACACUAUUUUACAUCUAAUUAUUAAAAUCUAUAAACAAAUUUUUCAUAUGAAAGUUGAUUUGAUGGGAGAAAUUUAAUUUGAAACUUGAAUCAUCUUCUGAAUGUUUCAAAUAUUAUUCAGUGUUCUACGUUAAAUCGAAUAACUUUCAUCUAAAAAAUUUGUUCACAUUUUUUAACAGUUAUAAAAUUAAUAGCAUGUAUAUAUAUAUAUAAAUCGGAUGUACUUCAUACACAUAUGUAUAUAUUUCGUGAAACCGGAUCGUUAUACUCGUUGUUAAGCAUUUUUAGGAGCUCGAAGUGGCGAAACAAAAUGUUGACGAUAUCGCGUUCGUAGACCACGUCGAUUAGCCCAUUUUUCUCGCGCCGUUUCACUCUCCUAAGGGUUUACUCGAAUCAGAAUCAUUCAGCAACCCCCUCAAAAAAAGAACAAGAAUUAUUGGCUCGUAGUGAAUGAACGAACUAAGAAUAAUGGGUUAUAAUUGACCGUACGUCCGAGUCAGAGAUGUGUGUAUACGUUAUAAUUUUAUUAUUAUUAACUCCAAAUAUAGUUCAAGGAUGCUUGAUCGUUGA
Messenger RNA from Bombus huntii, 3738 nucleotides. RefSeq names its product protein GDAP2 homolog (gene Gdap2). The coding region runs from base 309 to 1844 and encodes 511 amino acids. The record is from RefSeq and is a predicted model, not a curated record. NCBI's taxonomy places the organism in Eukaryota, Metazoa, Arthropoda, Insecta, Hymenoptera, Apidae. The transcript is spliced from 12 exons.